AUGGGUGCUUUGUUUUCAUCGCCACGUAAGCUCGAGACAAAGCUCUUAGUUAAACAAGACGAGCUAAAGAGCAUCUUGAUUUCAAAAAGGAAGCUUGAGAAAUGGCACACAUCUCAUACUUUCUUUUUAAAGCUUUUUAUCAUCCUUUUCUCGAUCCAAUUUUUGAUAUUCUUAAUAGUUUCAUACUUAUACAAGUUUUUAACAAUACAACUAAUUCAAGACGAAUUCAUUUUCUUCUUUAUUGUAAUCUCAAUAUUCUAUUUGAUUCGCGCUUUUAUAAGUUACUGGAUUAACUCAGCUGCAGAACGUAGCUUAGCAUUAAGAUUUGAACUCGAAAAAUGCUUCAAGGAAUAUACAUCUCAGCCAGGGUUCCAGAAGAUCAAGAAAGCAUUAAAGCAACGUGGAGAAUAUUAUGAAAUUGACUUUGACCAAGUUUUACGUCUCGAAUACUUCAGUGAAGAAAGAGUUAUUAAUAAUCAAUCAUUCUGGGCUCGUCUUUCAUCAAUUUUAGCUAGAAACGGACCAGAUUACAGAUACGCAAUUAUAUGCCCAUAUUGCAGAAGUGUCAAUGGCACAGUUUCUCCAGAAGAGAAAGAUAAAGUCGAAUACAAAUGCAUGUACUGCAGAUCUCGUGUUUCAUUUGAUAAAGUUAUUAAAGAAUACUCCAAGGAAGACGACGAAGAUACACUACACGAUCUUGAAGAGAAACCAGAAGUCGAAGCCAAAAAAGAAGAAGAUGAUGAGGGUGACUUGGCUGAUCUCAAAUAA
Molecule: messenger RNA, 768 nt
Organism: Trichomonas vaginalis G3
Lineage: Eukaryota; Parabasalia; Trichomonadida; Trichomonadidae
Product: endoplasmic reticulum junction formation protein lunapark family
Exons: 1
Coding region: 1-768 (255 amino acids)
Source: RefSeq, a predicted model, not a curated record